AUGAGGCAUUCUCCUAUUACACCACUAGCAUUCUCCAUAUAUUUUCUUACUUUAUUUCUUUCCACCCAAGCUAGAUACCAUUUCCAUCCAAAACACAACCACUCACAUUCUCAUAAUUCACCUGAAAUUCCACAACCUCCUGCUCCACUUCCUGCACCUUCUAUCUCUCCUGAUGAAGCUCCUAGUCCUGCUGUUAGCGAGAACUACUAUAAUUCAUCUAGCUUUUUCGAUGUAAGAAAAUUUGGGGCCAGUGGAGAUGGAAUAACUGAUGAUACAGAGUCAUUCAAGAUGGCAUGGGACACUGCUUGCCAAAGUGAAUCAGCAGUUAAUGUUAUCCUCGUUCCCCAUGGUUUCUCCUUCAUUAUACAAUCUACUAUCUUCACUGGUCCUUGUCAAGGUGGCUUAGUGUUAAAGGUUGAUGGCACUCUUAUGCCACCUGAUGGACCUGAAUCUUGGCCAAAGAAUAAUAGUAGGCAUCAAUGGCUGGUCUUUUAUAGAAUCAACGGAAUGUCACUGGAAGGAAGUGGUUUAAUAGAUGGGAGAGGAGAAAAAUGGUGGGACCUUCCAUGUAAGCCUCAUAAGGGACCUCAUGGGACAACAGCUCCAGGACCUUGUGACAGCCCAAUUGUAAGUUGCCAAAGUUUUUCUCAUGUAUGAGUGUAUUAUGAUUGAAAAUUAUUAUUCAUGUAUAAAUAACUCUGCAUGUUGCAGGCUUUAAGGUUUUUCAUGAGUUCCAACUUGACUGUACAAGGACUUAGGAUCAAGAACAGCCCCCAGUUCCAUUUCAGAUUUGAUGCCUGCAAAAGCGUCCACAUAGAAUCAAUCUUCAUAACAGCUCCAGCACUAAGCCCCAAUACUGAUGGAAUACACAUAGAAAAUACCAAUGACGUGAAAAUAUACAAUUCUGUCAUUUCUAAUGGUGAUGACUGCGUGUCCAUUGGAUCCGGUUGCCAUGAUGUUGAUAUAAAGAACAUAACAUGUGGACCUGGUCAUGGGAUUAGCAUUGGUAGUCUGGGAAAUCACAACUCUAGAGCCUGCGUUUCAAACAUAACUGUGAGGGACUCAGUUAUAAAAGUGUCAGAUAAUGGGGUUAGAAUCAAGACAUGGCAAGGUGGAUCAGGAUCAGUAUCAGGAGUGACAUUCAGUAAUAUUCACAUGGAUAGUGUAAGGAAUCCCAUUAUAAUUGACCAAUUCUACUGCCUCACCAAGGAUUGCACCAACAAGACCUCUGCAGUGUUUGUAUCAGAUAUACUUUACACAAACAUAAAGGGAACGUAUGAUAUAAGGUUCCCACCUAUGCGUUUUGCCUGUAGUGACUCUGUUCCGUGCACUAACUUGACACUCUCAGAUAUUGAGCUUCUUCCCUCUCAAGGUUAUAUAGUGCGUGAUCCUUUCUGUUGGAAUGCUUAUGGAAAUUCAGAGACACUAACCAUUCCCCCUGUCUCUUGCUUGCUGGAGGGCAAUCCUCAGUCCAUUUCAGGCAAUGACAUAGAUCAUUGCUGA
Messenger RNA from Gastrolobium bilobum, 1503 nucleotides. RefSeq names its product polygalacturonase At1g48100. Gene Ontology annotation, biological process: carbohydrate metabolic process. Gene Ontology annotation, molecular function: polygalacturonase activity. The transcript is spliced from 5 exons. Lineage: Eukaryota; Viridiplantae; Streptophyta; Magnoliopsida; Fabales; Fabaceae. The record is from RefSeq and is a predicted model, not a curated record.